Microbotryum saponariae is the source of this 2690-nucleotide messenger RNA. The record is from the annotation of a GenBank genome assembly. NCBI's taxonomy places the organism in Eukaryota, Fungi, Basidiomycota, Microbotryomycetes, Microbotryales, Microbotryaceae.
AUGGCCGACGAGCGCGACAUGUACCGCGCCGCCGCCGAUGAUCGAGACGCUCCUCUCCGCGCCGAAGACCCCGGCCGCGCGAAACCGCCCAAGUCCCCGCCGCCCCAACCCUACCACACCGCCACCGCUCUAUCGUCCCUCGAAAGCCGCCUCGAGGAAUCCGAAGCCCGUCGUAUCGACUCCGAGGAACGUGUUCAGCAAUUGGAGAAGUUGGUGGAGGGUUUAUUGAAAAGCUCACCUGAACCAGCUGCGGCGCGGGCCGGAGUCUCUGAACCAGCUGUGGCGAGGGCUGGAUUCUCUGAACCAGCCGCAGCGCGGGCUGGGGAGUUUACGUUUCCGCCGGUGAGAUCGGUCCCCUUGGACGUUCCCCCACACACCAUUCUGGAACGUUCAGGCAAUACCGCUGACCCCCUUGUUCGUUCCCCUGGGGGGAAUCUCACAGCGCACGAAGGGACGGCCCUUCCUCGGCAGUAAUCAGCUCUCGUUGGAGAGGGACGUUACCUGACCGGGAAGGGCUAUGGACAGGGGAUAACCCGGAUCGGUUGGUCACUUUCACUACAUUUGGGAAGUCGUACUUGUCUCUACUUUGCGACAUUUCCACCAGCGACCUUUUUACCACCGACCGCGUCAUCCAGCUUGUGGCGACCUUGUUCGUUCGUUCCACUUCUCCCAAGCGCCGUCAGUCUCCGCACGACUGGGCCGUUGAUACUAUGACGGACGCGCUCCGGGAUGAACGACCUCACUGCUGGACGACACUGAUGACAGAAGUUGGACAUCGUUGGCCGGAUCCUGGCUUUGCCGACCGAGUGUCCCACGACUUCUACGGGUGCCGACAGUCUUCGUCUCGAGCCUACGACCAUGUGGGCGAAUGGCGUGCCCGCUACCGAGCGUUUAUGCACAACGACCCCAGCUUCAGCCUCUCGUCCCUUCAACUCGCCACAACCUUUUAUCAAUCGUUGAGUGAUGUGGCUAAGCGGGAAGUGCGGGCUGGUAUGCUGCGGGAAUAUCGGGAUAACUCACUCGUGACUAUAGGGAGGUUCGGACGAACUGUCCCGUCCCUCGAGGAGGUUACCGACUGGGCCGCCAUCGCCGACGACACCGGCACGACAUCAGUUUCGACCCCGCCGAUUCGUACUGCGACUUAUGGAGCAAUUGCGAAAACGCCACGCACCGCCCCAUCCACGCCAAACGACGACGCACGUACCCAGAUCCGUCGAGCUCGAUGGAUGAACCGCGCCGGUAAAUGGCAACAGGCCCACCUGUGGAAGGAUCGGAACACGUGGUUUUCGCCAGCAUCGGGUGGGGUACCCGCCAGCAUGGCGUGUUUUAAUUGCGGUCAAGGUGGCCAUUUCUCACAGCAUUGUACAGCGGAGCGACAAUCCCCCUCGACCGUCCAAAUAUCAGCAAUUGCCUUCGCCGACAUGGACGAGGACGAAUGGUCGUCGGCCUCAGGUGACGUUGAGGACCCCCAGGUGCGAUUCCCCCUUCCCCUCGAGACUGAUUUGACUCGACCGUCGAGUUCCGCAUCCGCCUUAGUGACGCACCACUCUUGCCCUCCUGCAGACCUUGUUGGCCGAGUGAAAGACGUUGCCUCUUCUUCUUUUGAAGUUCAGACCUCAUCAAGUAGUUCGCAUCCAACCGUGCCGGCAAAUGAUGCAGAUCAACAUCGUCUCGACGAUAGCCUGGCUGACAUCGCGAUUGACGCGGUGGAAGAUGUCUUGUACUACGCUGAUGCCGCGUCGCGCUUGUGUCAUUAUCCGGGGCCGGAAGUGGUGUCGUCUCGCAAGGCGGAAAGGACUGCUUCGGUGAGCUCUUUCCAGAUUCUUGUGCCGUCGGGUGUGUCUCUCUUGGCGUCCGCUGCGCCCCUGAUCGACAUCGACGAACCCGACCGACCUGUCGAGCCCGCCAUUGUACGCGCCCGCAACGUCAUCGCUUGGACGCUACCUUCUGGAAGGGUUUUGCGAUGUUUGAUCGACUCUGGAUCAGAGGUCGACUUGGUGGAUCAGGAGGUGGUGCGAGUCGACCCGAGCUUCGCAACGGCCCGUUUGACUGCACCAUUGCACUUGCGCCUCGGCACCCAGGAUAAGUCCGACCGAUGUGCUGUGUUCGCCACCGCUCCUUUUUCGUCUGGCGCCCUAGAUCUCGGUUUGCGACCAUUCUUCGUUUGCCGUGUAACGGCGUACGACGCCAUCUUGGGGCUGCCAUUUCUUAAGGACACAGGCAUGCUCGUUGGUUGGGGCGUCUUCACCGUCGCGCGCACCGGCCCUUCGCAACCCGUCGCCCAGGAUACGCACGAAUGGGACCGAGCCGUCACCGUAGCACCUAUCUUAUCCAGUUCUGCCAUUGGCUGCAAUCACCCUGGGUUGCUUCCCGACGACGAGAUCAUCGGCCUCGAGCCACACAACCCGCUGCUCGAUGUCGUCGACGAUCCGGCGCUCGACGAUUUCUCUGAGUCCGAAGCACGAACACGAUUGGCUGCCUUACUCGAGAAAUUUUCUGAUGUGUUCGUAGAUUCGCUACCGAUGGACCAACUCCCACCGUACCGGCCAGUCAACCACGAGAUCCCGUUGAUGUCAGGAGCACAGCCUGCACUGCCAUCAAUACUCGAAGGAAGUCUCCCAAGUUUGCGGCCGGAGUCGACAUCAGCUACCGGUUUGUUCGUUGCAAGCAUUGUCGGCGCGAUGGUGUAG